Phytophthora infestans T30-4 is the source of this 3195-nucleotide messenger RNA. Its product is annotated as P-type ATPase (P-ATPase) Superfamily. The record is from RefSeq and is a predicted model, not a curated record. Bases 1 to 3195 code for a protein of 1064 amino acids. Gene Ontology annotation, molecular function: ATP hydrolysis activity; P-type calcium transporter activity; ATP binding. The transcript has a single exon. Gene Ontology annotation, cellular component: membrane; intracellular membrane-bounded organelle. Gene Ontology annotation, biological process: calcium ion transmembrane transport. Lineage: Eukaryota; Oomycota; Peronosporomycetes; Peronosporales; Peronosporaceae.
AUGGCCUCGUUCAAGCUGGUCACGGGAGACCUCAUCCGACUCGUGGAGACCCCUCAUGAGAAGCAACAGAACGUGCUCGCUAGCAUGGGCGGCCUCGAGGGCGUUGCCGCUGCGCUCAACGUGGACCCUCGUCAAGGUCUCGACUCGAACAACGCCGCGGAUCUCGCCAAGCGUGAGGAAUCGUUCGGCAAGAACUACGUGCCGCCCCCCAAGCCCAAGAGCUUCCUGGAGCUCAUGUGGGACGCGUAUCAGGACAUCACGAUCAUCGUGUUGACCAUCUCGGGUUUCAUCUCCAUCAUCCUAUCGAGUACAGUGGGCGACCAUCCCGAGACCGGCUGGGUCGAAGGAGCUUGUAUCAUUCUGGCCGUCGUCGUCGUCACGAUCGUAACGGCUAUGAACGACUACCAGAAGGAAGCGCAGUUCCGCGCCCUGAACGCUGUCAAGGAAGACGAGAAGAUCAAGGUCAUUCGUAACGGCCAGCCUGCUGAAGUCAGCAAGUGGAGCCUCGUGGUGGGCGACAUUGUCCGUGUGGACUUGGGUGACAUCAUCCCGGCCGACGGUAUCGUGUUCGACGAGAAGGAGAUCAAGAUGGACGAGAGUGCCAUGACGGGUGAGUCGGAUCUGCUCUCCAAGAACGCUGACAACCCGUUCUUACUCUCCGGCACGAAGGUCAUGGAAGGUGUCGGUAAGAUGCUCGUGGUGUGUGUCGGCGAACACUCGCAGGCUGGUAUCAUCAAGAGUCUGAUCAACGGCAACCGACCGGGAGCUGCUGCCGGUGGAAGUGACAGCAAGACCAAGAAGAACCCGGACGCUGCUGACGACCAGAUCUACGUCGAGAUUGAGACCCCCAAGAACGUCGCUACCCUCGAGGAAGAGACCAAGGGUGGAGAAGAGGAGGAGAGUCAGUCUCCUCUUGAAGGCAAGCUGUACAACUUGACGGUGCUUAUCGGCAAGCUCGGUACGCUUGUGGCUCUGCUGGUGUUCGUGAUCAUGUCGAUCCGCUUCUCCAUCGACACGUUCGGCAACGACAACAAGCCCUGGAAGAGCGGAUACGUCAGUGACUACCUCAACUUCUUCAUUAUUGCUAUUACGGUGCUUGUGGUGGCUAUCCCCGAGGGUCUACCGCUCGCUGUGACCAUCGCUCUGGCCUACUCGGUCAAGAAGAUGCUGGUGGACAACAAUCUGGUGCGUCACUUGGACGCUUGUGAGACGAUGGGAAGUGCCACGACCGUGUGCUCCGACAAGACCGGCACCCUGACGACCAACCGUAUGACGGUGAUGCAGCUGUGGAUUGGAGACCAGGAGUUCUCUUCUGCUACGGAGGGUGUUGGUGCUCUCUCAGACGCCACUAAGGAGGCUCUGUGCGUGGGUAUUGCUGUCAACUCGACGGCCGAGAUCUUGCCUCCCAAGGUGGACAACGGACUGCCUGAACACACUGGUAACAAGACGGAGUGCGCUCUGCUGCAGUACAUUCGUGAUGGUGGCGUCGAGUACCCCGAGAUUCGCCUGAACAAUGAAGUGGUGCACAUGUUGACGUUCAGCAGUGCCAAGAAGCGUAUGUCCGUGGUGGUUCGUCGUAGUGCGACCACGUGCCGUGUGUACACCAAGGGGGCCACGGAGGUGGUGCUUGGUCUGUGCCAGGACAUGCAGCGUGUAGAUGGCUCCAUUGAGGCUCUGGAUGAUGCUCGCAAGGCGAAGAUUGGUGACGAGGUGAUUGAGAAGUACGCGUCUCAGGCGUACCGUACGUUGUGUCUGGCCUACCGUGACUUGGACGUGCCUGCUGAGGAGACGGCUAACUGGUCUGAUGAGGAUGUGGAGAAGAACUUGACUUGUGUGGCCAUUGUGGGCAUUGAAGACCCCGUGCGUCCCGAGGUGCCCGGUGCUAUUCAGAAGUGCUAUCGUGCCGGUAUUACCGUGCGUAUGGUGACUGGAGACAACAUCACGACUGCUCGCUCCAUUGCCAGCAAGUGUGGUAUCACACAACCUGGUGAUGGCUCGUUGAUCAUGGACGGACUGACGUUCCGUAGCCGUGUGCUGGACGCUCAGGGCAACAUCAUCCAAUCGGAGUUUGACAACAUCUGGCCUAUGCUUCGUGUGCUCGCCCGUUCAUCGCCUAAGGACAAGUACACGCUGGUGUCUGGUCUCAUGCAGAGCAACGUUAUCCCGCACGGCCCUCAGGUUGUUGCUGUCACCGGUGACGGUACUAAUGACGCUCCUGCUCUUAAGAAGGCCAACGUGGGGUUCGCUAUGGGUAUCAGUGGCACGGCUGUGGCCAAGGAUGCCUCGGAUAUUAUUCUGAUGGACGACAACUUCAACUCUAUCGUGAACGCCAUCAAGUGGGGACGUAACGUGUACGACUCGAUCGCCAAGUUCCUGCAGUUCCAGCUGACUGUCAACGUGGUUGCUAUCUCGCUGGCUUUCAUCGGUGCCGUCGUGCUGGAGCAGUCUCCUCUGUCUGCUGUGCAGAUGCUGUGGGUCAAUCUGAUCAUGGACUCAUUCGCCUCGCUGGCUCUGGCCACUGAGGAGCCCACGCCUCAACUUCUGGAGCGCAAGCCGUACCCGAAGACGCAGCCGCUUAUCUCUAAGAAGAUGACCAAGCACAUCCUCGGUCAGUCUGCGUACCAGCUGAUUCUGCUGCUGGUCAUUGUGUUCACUGGUGAGAAGUGGUUCGACAUCCCGUCUGGCCGCCUUCCUGACCUUCCCGAGGAAAUCGAAGAUGACCCGACGGUCCACAUGACCAUCGUGUUCAACACGUUCGUGUGGGCUCAACUCUUCAACGAGCUCAACUGCCGUAAGAUUCACGAUGAGAUCAACAUCUUCACGGGUAUCACCAAGAACCGCGUCUUCCUGUACGUGUGCGUGCUGCAGGUUGCCAUGCAGUACGUGAUGGUGCAGCACACUGGUGACUGGUUCAAGUGCAAGCCUCUCAGCGUUGGCCAGUGGUUCGCCUGUAUCGGCAUGGGCUUCGUCUCGAUGCCGCUUGGGCUCGUGCUGCGCUCGAUUUCCAUGAAGAACGCUCCCAGCUGGAUGGCUCUUUGCCGCGAGGUGGACGAGGAUGAAGUUCGCAAGAUGACUUCGAACUCUGGUCGCGGCCAGGAGCUUUGGGUUCGUAGCCUCGCUCGCAUUCGCGCCCAGAUUCGGGUUAUUAAGGCCUUCCGGAAGGGACUCCAGUCGAAGGCUCUCCUCAAGGGAUAG